This is a messenger RNA of Austrofundulus limnaeus, 3536 nucleotides long. RefSeq names its product TBC1 domain family member 10A. Bases 481 to 1872 code for a protein of 463 amino acids. Gene Ontology annotation, molecular function: small GTPase binding; GTPase activator activity. Gene Ontology annotation, biological process: regulation of GTPase activity. The transcript is spliced from 9 exons. Lineage: Eukaryota; Metazoa; Chordata; Actinopteri; Cyprinodontiformes; Rivulidae. The record is from RefSeq and is a predicted model, not a curated record.
AAAAAUCCAGCAGUAGGUGGCGGAAGGGAGCAAUAGGAUGCCAUAGAUGUUUUGUUUAUGUUUUGUUUUAGGCAGUUAUUCUUUAGCCUAGACCUAAUCCACAUUCUUGCUGACAGCAGAGGAAUCUUCUGAGAGGAUUCCUUCCUUAGCAGAGACCGAGCGAACAGGUCAGCUGAGUGUUAGCAUGUUAGCAUGUCAACUUGGGAUUUAGCAUUCAGACACCGAGCUUACAGCCGCUUUAUUUAAGUCUUUUGUAGUUUAACCGCCAACAAUAGUGUUACCAGAGCGUCAAUUUUGUGAUCUAACAUUAAAAAUCACAGUCAGGUGGCUGUUUUAGCAUUAUUGUUGUGUUAGCAGCUAAGGGACGAAAUUAUCCUAGCAACAUUAGCUAGCUCUGAUGGCGUCUGCGUGCAGAGCUUGGAAGAAGUUUUGAGAUUAUUCCGUAGACCGUCUGCACCUACAAAAGUAAAUGCCGAUUAAAUGGCAAAACCCGAGCAGGGCAAUGGACUCGAAAUCCGUGGCGGAACCGAGAAGCUGACGGACCGCGAGAAAGGGCAGGCAAACGGGACCACCACCAUCCCCGGAGAAGAAGACCAGCAGCAGGUGGACAAGUACGGCUUCACCGGAGGAGCUCAGCAGUACUCCGGAGACAGCGCUGAAGUGAUCCCAACGGAGGUGUUGAGGCAGCGUGAAGCGAAAUGGCUGGAGAUGCUGAACAGCUGGGACAAGUGGAUGGCCAAAAAACACAAAAAAGUGAAAGAGCGCUGUCAGAAAGGAAUUCCUCCAUCCCUGCGGGGCCGGGCCUGGCUCUACCUCACUGGCGGCAAAGUGAAGAGGGAGCAGAACCGUGGCAAGUUUGAGGAGUUAGACAAGCAGCCAGGAGAUCCCAACUGGGUUGACAUCAUUGAGAGGGACCUUCAUCGACAGUUUCCUUUCCAUGAAAUGUUUGCAGCGAGAGGAGGUCACGGGCAGCAGGAUCUGUUCCGUGUGCUGAAGGCUUACACUCUGCAUCGACCUGAAGAAGGUUAUUGUCAGGCUCAGGCUCCCAUCGCUGCUGUACUCCUCAUGCAUAUGCCAGCCGAGGAUGCUUUCUGGGUUCUUGUCCAGAUCUGUGAAAAAUACCUUCCUGGAUACUACAGCACAGGGCUGGAGGCCAUCCAGCUGGACGGGCAGAUCCUGCACGCCCUGCUGCGGCGGGUGUCCCCUGUGGCCCACCGCCACCUAAAGAAACACAAACUGGAGCCCGUCCUGUACAUGACUGAGUGGUUCAUGUGCGCGUUCUCCCGGACUCUGCCGUGGGCCUCGGUGCUGCGAGUCUGGGAUAUGUUCCUCUGUGAGGGAGUGAAGAUCCUCUUCAGAGUGGGCCUGGUCCUCCUGAAAUGCAUGUUGGGAACUCAAGAGAAACUGAAGUCCUGCCAAGGUCUUUAUGAGACGAUGGAGCUGCUCAAAGCCAUCCAGCCACAGUACACGCAUGAAGCCUUUCUGGUCCGUGAGAUUAUAGAGUUACCAGUGUCAGAGAAGGACAUUGAGAAGGAGCACCAAGCUCAGCUGCGGCGCUGGAAGGAGACUCAUGGAGAUCUCUGCAGUAAGUCCCCUCCGAGGAUGCACGGCGCUAAGGCCAUCAUAGCCGCUGAGCCACCCAGCCGGCAGGAGCUGUGGCAGAGACCUACCAUCAUCGUGGAGUCCCCGCUAGACAAACCCACGGGCAGCAGACACGCUAAAAAGGAAAAUGGACACACGGCAGUCCUCCCUCCUGUUGAGGUGGUCAACCCUUACGCUCCCUCCAGUAACCCGUCCCCACUGCUCAAACACAUGAUAGUAGAGGGGUCCAAAGAGAGUCUGACCAGCUCCGAACACGACACGUAUCUGUAGCAGCGCAAAGUGCACACCAGUUUACAAACAAGCAUUCCAUACGGCUCUAUUUCAGCAGCAACACUCAACAGUUGUGAACAUAAAUGUAUCCAAAAGUCUGUGAAGCUGAAGGCGUAACCUUUCAUCCUGCCUAGGUGCUGAAGUAGAUCUAAACCCUGCUUCCUGCAGCCUUCAUUGCAAUCAUUACACUUAUGUUGGGGGGAUUUAUUUUUGUUUUGUUUUAAAGUGUAGUUUUAUGGAACAUCACAAACACUUCAGUGGCUGUGUUUACAUGUGCAGCUAUAUUCUAAUAUUAACUCAGUUUGCACCUUAUUCUGAACAAAACCACAGUUUUAACUUUUACUGAUCAUCUCAAUCUGAAUAAACUCACAUUUAGGGUAUGAAAUAACCAAAUGAGGCUUCUGUAGAUGGACACACGCCUUGAUUUGCACUAUUACAUCCUGCUGACUUUUUAUGGCAUUUUGCAACACGUGCUGCAGAUUUGCGUCAGUGCAGACAGAUUUACAUGAGACGAAGCGCUUAUGGAGCGAGGAAAGAAUUUGAGUAAAGAUUUGCCUCUUGGAAUAAGUUGGAAGAAGAGCUCAAACACUGCAGUGACGCAGAGGGAUUUCAUGUAGUCGUGAUGUUGUGACAUGGAUGCAGGAAUAUGAAGGGAUUUUCCAAUUUGUGGCUUUACCAUCUAUUAACCUAAAAGCAAAGUUAAUAAUCAGAAUAUUGUGCAUGCAAGCAUAGCCUCUGAGGAUUUACUUCUAUUAAUUUGAAGCCAAUGGUUUCAUAGGACCAACCGUUCAGAGAUAUCUACUUAUUAUUGCUUAUUUUUUGCUGCUAUUCUUAUAGAUGGUGCCAAAUUACUUUAGAGCUUCAUAAUUUCUGUUGAGCUGCUCUAAUUGUCCGUUUUCCCCACAUUAGUCACUACAUUGCCAACUACAUUUGCUAGUUUCAUUCCCACCGAUGCACAGAAGAGCGUCGGAUCAGUCGUGUCAUUUUUCUGUCCUCACUCUGCGUCAACACAUGGGGGCGUCCUGACAUUACACAACAGCCUCAGCAGAGAGCAGCAGUAAGAAUGAAGCUGUGUGACAAUCAAAUGAAGGAGCAUUUUAUGCCAAAAAACCAAAGAUUUAUAAUCCAUUGUUUUUAUAGUAUAUCUAAGUAAUAUCGUAUUUUUAAAUAUUUUUGUAUGGGUAGAAGAGUUUAUAUUUAUGUUGAGAAUGAAAGGAGAGAAAUUCAGAAUAUAUAUUUUUAGUUGAAAAUGCAAGGAUUUUGGUUUCUUUGAAAAAAAAAUAUUGAAAUUGGAUUUUAAAAAAUGGAAUGAAAUCAGCUUUUAAACCAUUUUAAAUCUACUGUAUGUUUGAGCAAGAAAUUAACGUGACGUUUUUAAAAGCAGGAUUGGAAAACGUAAAAGAAAAUGAAAAUCAGAAGAGACACAAACCUGUAAAAAAAAUAAUGAAUAACUUUUUUAAAAAAAUCAUUUUGUGUAAAUGAAAUCAUCGUCAACAUUUAUUACUCCAGAAGGUUGUUCAUUUGUCAUUAUUUGUGAUGUAACCAGAUUAUUCAAAUUAUUGUUUUGCUCAGUGAUUGUAUGUCAGAAAUGUUGUUAUGGAAAGAACGAGGGUUUGUGUUGGUUAUAAAAGUGUAAACUUUUAAAGUAAAAGUUGUGGAUUUUU